AUGGACCCCCUGGGUUCUGUGCCUCCACCUUCUCCGUACACUCUCCCCAUCUUCCCCAACUUCUCGGUGCCUUCCUCCUCUCCGUCCAUCUCUCCUUCCCCCAGCUUUGCGUCCACGGCCCUCUUCUGCUCGCUGCUCUCUCUCCUGUCCCUGCUGGGCAUCACGGGGAACCUUUACACCCUGGGCCUCCUGCUGAGGCGCAGGCGAGGCAGGCGGAGGAGCGGCGCCUGCUGCUUCUCCAGAUUCCCUCUGCCGUCCUGCCUUGCCAACUCCCCUUCCCCCACGUCCUCCCCCACCUCCUCCAACUCCACCUCCCUUCACCUCCAGGUGCUGAGCCUGGCUCUGGCCGACCUGCUCUACCUCUUCACGGCCCCCUUCAUCGUGUACGACAGCCUGGCGUCCGGCUGGGCCUUCGGCGAGCUGGGCUGCCGCCUCCUGCUGAGCCUGGACCUCCUCACCAUGCACGCCUCCAUCUUCACCCUCACCGCCAUGAGUCUGGACCGCUACCGGGCUGUGGCCCGCCCCCUGCACACGUCCUCCUCCAACUCGUCGGGCCUGCUGCGGGUGGGCCUGGCCUGGGGGCUCGCCGUGGCUCUCAGCCUCCCCAUGAUGAUCACGCUGCACCUGGAGGACGGCGAGGACCAGGAGGGCCAGCUGUGCGUCCCGGCGUGGGACGAGCAGAGCUCCAAGGCCUACCUGAGCGUGCUGUUCUGCACCAGCAUCCUGGGCCCCGGGCUGGCCAUCGGAGCGCUUUACGCCACCCUGGGCCGGCUUUACUGGGUGUCGCAGACCCGCCCGCCCUGGGCCGGCGGGGGCGGCAGCGCCUGCCCCGCUCGAGCCCCCAGACCCAAAGUCCUGCUCCUCAUCCUGGGCAUCGUCCUGGCCUUUUGGGCCUGCUUCCUGCCUUUCUGGGUCUGGCAGCUGCUGCCUCUCUACCAGCCCGACAUGCUGCGGACGUUGCCGGUGAGCACGCAGGUGACCGUCAACCGCAUCCUGACGGGGCUCACGUAUGGAAACUCCUGCGUGAACCCGUUUUUCUACACACUGUUGACUGGAAAGAGAAAACGUAACCGGCAGGCGCCGACGUCGGCGAAUCCGCUCUGCCGCAAGAGCAGCCCACCGCAGUAG
Salarias fasciatus (jewelled blenny) is the source of this 1128-nucleotide messenger RNA. It is a transcript of the gene uts2r3, whose product is annotated as urotensin-2 receptor 3. Gene Ontology annotation, molecular function: urotensin II receptor activity. Gene Ontology annotation, biological process: neuropeptide signaling pathway. Gene Ontology annotation, cellular component: plasma membrane. The transcript has a single exon. The coding region runs from base 1 to 1128 and encodes 375 amino acids. The record is from RefSeq and is a predicted model, not a curated record. NCBI's taxonomy places the organism in Eukaryota, Metazoa, Chordata, Actinopteri, Blenniiformes, Blenniidae.